ACUCUGUCGGGCCGGGCGCUCAGGUGCCCGGAAGCGGAAGGGGAGCGCGGCCCGGCCUGGGCGGCGGCGGCGGCAACGCGGGAGGAGGAGGAGGAAGGGAAAGAGCCGCUGGCGGUCGCGAGAACAGCCACGGCAAGAGACGAGCCACCGGCCGCGGUUCUUGUGGAGAACUAUUAUUGAAGAGAGAUCCAUUUGGUGGAUGUAAUUUUUCUUAAAAAAAGAAUGAAUCAAGAGAAAACCUCUAAAUGCAAGUUCCAGAAAAAUUACGGCACAUCUCAGUGAAUUUGCAAGUGAAUCAUCUUUCCUUGCGGAUUGGCAGGCACUAAUAGGACUGCAAAAUGGGUCUCCGGAUUCACUUUGUUGUUGACCCACAUGGUUGGUGCUGUAUGGGUUUGAUUGUCUUUGUCUGGUUGUACAAUAUUGUUAUAAUUCCCAAAAUUGUCCUCUUUCCUCACUAUGAAGAAGGACAUAUUCCAGGCAUAUUAAUAAUAAUAUUCUAUGGCAUUGCCAUAUUUUGUCUGGUUGCAUUAGUGAGGGCCUCAAUAACUGAUCCAGGAAGACUCCCGGAGAACCCUAAGAUUCCACAUGGAGAAAGGGAGUUCUGGGAAUUAUGUAACAAGUGUAAUUUGAUGAGACCAAAGCGUUCCCAUCACUGCAGCCGCUGUGGCCACUGUGUGAGGAGAAUGGAUCAUCACUGUCCAUGGAUUAACAAUUGUGUUGGUGAAGAUAAUCAUUGGCUUUUUCUGCAAUUGUGUUUCUACACUGAACUUCUUACUUCCUACGCACUGAUGUUUUCUUUCUGCCACUAUUAUUAUUUUCUUCCACUAAAAAAGCGUAAUUUGGAUCUCUUUGUUGUUAGACAUGAGUUGGCCAUAAUGAGACUAGCUGCUUUUAUGGGCAUCACUAUGUUAGUCGGAAUAACUGGACUCUUUUAUACGCAACUAAUUGGCAUUAUCACAGAUACAACAUCUAUUGAAAAGAUGUCAAACUGUUGUGAUGAAAUAUCGAGGCCUCGAAAGCCAUGGCAGCAGACCUUCUCAGAAGUUUUUGGCACUCGUUGGAAGAUCCUGUGGUUCAUUCCUUUCAGGCAGAGGCAACCACUGCGAGUUCCCUACCACUUUGCCAAUCACGUCUAAACAGAUGGAUGGUGGGCACAGAUGGGUCCUCCAUGCUGGAAAUGCGUUACAGGUUUUAUGAUAAUAGAACUAUGACAAUCUUCAAGUCAAUUAAAAUCCACCCACCAAUCUUAGGCAUCAUAAUGUGCCCCAGGCUUUAUUUUAAUAGUGAUCUUGAUCCUGUUGUGGGACUCGUACAAGAUGUAUAUUUAAGUUUUAAAGCAUGUUUACUUUCAAAUUAGCUUUCCACAGGGAUUUAUUUAAAUGCUUUUGUAAUUAAAUUCAAAAGGCAGUGAUUGGGAUAAAAUAAUUGUACAUAAUUUCUUUUGGUACUUACAAUGUUACAGAUUUUUAAUUUAUGGGAAAUUUCAGAUUUUUAUUUGAAAUUUUCACUUUUAAGCACUUCUAACCAAAUCAGAAUUUAACUCUUCAGGUUUUUCAGUAGCUGAUAUACUUUCUUAUAGUAUAUGUAAAUUUCCUUUUACAAAUGCAAUUUAAAAUACUUCCUACUUCCUUUUAUGUGUACAGCAAGUUCUUUGAAAGUGCAGCAGCAUAGGAAUGAACAGCAAAGACAAAAGGGCACUUUUCUCUUUGGAGUAGCUUCCUGAUGUUUUCUUCUUUUCUCUUCACCAAAACUGAAAGUAAAACACCACUAAAAUAAAACAACAACUACCUACUUUAUUAUAAAGGAACGAUUAAUAGGUUUCCACAUUAAUUUUCCCCCUUUGCCCUUGUUAUUAUUGAUUGUUAUUAGAAUACUUGCUUCCAGGAGAACGUGUGACUGGUAAGAGUAUAUUUCUGUUUUACCCUAAGAUGUUAAUGGGUGAAAUGGGUAGACAAUUUGCAAUAAUUCCACAGUUACCUUUUCUAGUAAAGUUAUAUUAGAAUACCUAUGUUUUUAAAAUUCUACUAUAACUAGAUAAUACAUAUAUAAUAUACAGUAGAAAGAGGAAUAUUGUGCUUUUGAAAAAAAUAUACUUUUUACUUUUAUUUAUCUACUAGUAGGUCUAAAAUUGUACACAGAAGGUUUAUAUAUAAUAGAUAUUGACCAGCUCAUAUUGAAGGUUUAUUUAUAGGAAGCUGAUACUAAAAAUAAGCCUCUGACUUAUAUGUACUUAUAAUCAUCUAAAUUGAAAUUAAAUUUUAAUUGGCCAGCUACAGUUUGCAUUGAGAGACCUUUUAUUAGUAGCUAGUGUUAGAAAAUGACCUUAAAAUAAGAAAAUACAAUGAUCUAUAUUUAUCAUUAGCCUUAUACAAAUUUAAAUUGCUAAUAGUGAUAUUCUCCUGGAAAGUAUAGAAUAUUUGUAUGAAAAGACAUUUAGUAUGCUUUGAAAAAAAUUCAGCUUUUAUUUUUUUUCCAGUGGAAUACUGCAAAACCCAUAUAUACUUUUAAAGCCUUUAUGUACUCACAUUCUUUCCCUUGAAGAGAAAAUUGAAAGAGUCUAUGUUCUUGGACCAUAUUAAUGUUUUCUUUUUAGUUAGUUUUGAAAGUAAGGAAUCAUACCUGGCAAAUAAUAAAACAGAAUGUUACCAUGGUCAGCCAAUUGGAUAUACUGUGAUUAGUUCUUUCAAAAAUUGUAAAUAUCUUUUAAAAUAUUCUAAAGUGAUAAUAGAAUAAGCUCUUCUCAGAGAUGUUAGUAUCAUGUUUUUAUAUUCUAAUUAUAAUGUGGUAUAACUUAAAAACUUUGAAGUGACAGAUGAACUAUUUAUUGGUGCUGCAGGGGACAUGGUAAAUUUAAUAUAUGAAAUAUAUUUAUAAAGCUUAAUGAAACAUAAAAUUAGUAUGUUCAGAUCAGGCAAAUGGGUUGGCUUUUGUGCAAGCCAAUUGACUAAAUUAUGCUUGGUGACAGAACUGUUACAACAAAGUAAUGUAUAACGUGGGUAGAUAUCAGUUGAAUGCCUUGUAUUGUAUACAUUCCUUUUAAAUAAGGACCUUGAGAAAAUAGCAGAGCCAAGCGAAGACCCCCUGAAGAGCUUGUCAUCACAUUUACACUUCAUGUAGUAGCAGUAGCUGAAAGGCACUAGGGAGAUCUCUUUCCCACUCUGAGCAUCCGUUUUUGUUUUUCUUAGAUUUACCAACACUAGGGCACAUUCCGUUUCCUGCUUUCUCUUUAUCCUCCCUGGUCCUAAUCUCUCUGUACCCAGCUCCUCUAAUUUAUGGGACUACUAACUAAUAUAUAAGAAAAGCAUAUGCUUAACUUUGUUUGAAUGACAGAAAUACUACAUAUCAAUAUAUUUAUAUAAGAAUCUAUAUUAAAGUAUAUCUGUAUAUACUUAUACUGUAAGUUUCAGUAUUCCCAAGUUACCACACCUAACCCUGCUGUGUGGGUUUUGUAAUUUUUGUUAGAUUACUAGAGAGAAAUCAUUUGUCAAGUUUCCUAGCGAUUACAAAAACUCCGGUGUUCUUUCUGCGCCCUCUUUUGGCUAAUUGAUGUAAUUAUACUGGCUCUAUAGAUUUACUACCCCUUAAGUAAAUACUAUAGCCAAAUUCUGAACAUGUCAGAUGCAUAAACUUAGGAAUAUGUGGGCAAAAAUGUAAAAUUUUAUGAAAAUGAGUGUGUCAUUCUUUAUAUUUCUAGCUCAUAAUUGAUGACUACUUCAUUUAUGUAUAUUCUCAUAUUUUUUGCUAUCAAUGACUAAUUUCUAUCAGACGCGUAAGAAUUAACAUAAGCUAUUUCAUGUAUUUUAUUUUAAAUCUUAUUUGGGCAAAUAAGUUAUUUAGAAUUAGAAAAUCUGUUUCCUAAAAAUUAUCAUUUUAUUACAAAACACAGACAUUUAUUGUAGUUACAAUGGCAACAAAGUAUCUCAUGUGUUUUAAUGAAUAUGUAAAAAUACAUUUAGCUUUUUUAUCUUAGUUUUGGAAUGAUUUUUUAAAUUGGCUCUAUUGCCUUAAAACAACAAAUAAGAGAUUAAUAAUUCUUUCUAUACCUUUCUUUUGUUUUCUUUGUUCUUUUUUAAACUUUCUUGUCAGAGUUAUAUAUCUAUAGCUUUAGAAACCAAUUACUGUGUACUCUAAAUAACCAUGAAAAUAACUAAAUUAUUGACAUCUAUAUAUUGGACUAAGCAUUUCUUUUUUCUUUCUCUUUUAUUUUUUUGCAGUUUUUUUUGCCAGGGCUGGGUUUGAACCCGCCACCUCUGGCAUAUGGGGCUGGUGCCCUACUCCUUUGAGCCACAGGCACCGCCUCAGGAUUAAGCAUUUCUUUAUAAACAUUCCUUUUAAUUUUAAGCAAAAUGUUAAGAAAAUUAAAGGAUGUUUUUAUAUAAGUAAGCCAUUGAUAGGGCUUCUGGAAAUACACGUUUUUAUGUAGGUACUGUAAAUUAUACUUCCUGAACAAUCAUAUUUUUUGUUGUUCUCUGUGAACAUAAAAGUUUAUGGGCUUAGUUUAGGCUCAAGAUUGUAGGCAAAAAUGAACUGAGUUCAGAAUUUCCCCAAAAGUAGGCAUUUAGUUAAAGAGCUAUUGGUAUUUUGGACUUAAAGGUUAAAAAUACUAAGUUAGCCGAUGUUCCAUUAUAAUAAAAAUGCUAUUUUGCUUAAAAGUUGUAUUAAAAAUAUUUGUAGUUAACCUAAGAGAUAGAUAUUAAAAUUAUAGUGAACAUUAGUAACCUAUUUUUUAGAAGAAAGCAGUUUACUUUUAAUAGUAAUAGAGAUACAUAAGGUUCAGUUUAACAACUGAGUUAAAAUUUCUGUCAGAGUUAACAUCGAUGCAUUUUUUGCUAAUGCAUAGAGGUAUUUUUCUCUAAGGAUGGUAGCUAAUUAUAAAUAUUCUUUAUCAUGCUUUGAAGUCACUUCCAUAUAAGUUACUAGUUGGAUCUGUGUUUCACUUAAAAGGGUAAACUAAUUUUGAAUGCUAAUUGUGGAAAGUUAAGUUAGACUAGAUCUUUCAACCAGGAAGUGUUGGAAGACCAAAAAAUUUUCAAUGUGCUAGCAGGAAUGUCAUAGGCUGCAUGCAGAUUAUGUGAGAACUUUUUUGCUUAUUUGUGGUGGCAGAUAUCACGAAAAUUAUACACUGAUCCUUUUUUUUUUUUUGGCUCCUCAGCUUUCCUUAGCAUUUUUGUAUUUAAUGUGUGGCCCAAGGCAAUUCUUCCAGUGUGCAGCAAGAAAGAAGGUUGGAUACCCUUGUAAGCUAGAUCAAAUGGGGCAGUCUUUUCUUACAUGUAUUGCUAUAAAAUUAUAGUUUGUUCAGCUCUGGUUUAAUAUGGCAUUAAUAUUCAUUAACAGAGCUGCUAAUCUCUGUCUGGACUUUUCUCUAGUCUCUGACUACUUCUCUUAUACUUCAUAUACAAUAGAUUACCUAGCUCAAGUUUAUUAACCUCUAGUUCCUUUAUUAAAUAAGUUUUUGACUUGACCUUUAAUAUACAUAGAUACCUCUAGAAUUUAUUUGAUGAAGUUUACACGUGAAAACAUUAAGUAGUUUAUUAAUAGGUACAAGUAUUAGAUUUUUCACCCAGCUCUACUGCAUAGCUUUUAAAAAUAUAAGUAUUGGCAAGUGUAGUUAGUUAGUAAGUCAUGCCUGUUUAGUAUGUUCUACUUAUUUGUAUUAACCACAUCAUCUACUAAUGAAUGAGUGUAUUAUUCAAAACCCACAUUUGUUACCUUCUAGUCCAGGAAUCAUCCUCUGAAUUUAUAAUUCACGACACUUAUUAUGCUCUAUAUUUAGCCAUUCUCAUUUGAAUUCUAGAGUAUUCCACAGUAGAAUGGGAGAAAGUAUUAGAACUAACUUGCUUAAAGUGUUUUGAAUCAAUGUUGUUAUUGUACAUAUCAAUUAAUAUUUAGCAUUUCUGCUCUCGGGAUGAUGAUGGUUUAAUUUUAGGAAGGUGACUUUUCUCUGACUUCUUUCAUUAUCAUUGUGCAGUUUUUAACAACAAAAUUCACUGCAUUUUUGUCUGUUCUUCAUGUAUUUCAAUAGUACCUGCUAAUUUGAAACAGAAAUAACAAUGAUAUUUAAAAUUUUUAAGUCAUUGAUGCUACCGAUGUAUUCCAUUAUCCUUGUAUUUUUUUUUACUACUAUUAUGUUCUUUCCCCUUUGUCCAUCAAAGAGAAUAGGUACAAAUGAGUAGAGAGUAGCCAAAAACGUAUUUAAAUGGAGAGAAGUCUAGAUGGUGCAUGAAUACUCAGCAUCUCAGCAAUAGAGUUGACCUAGUACAGUUUUUAUGAUGUCAGAAAACCUCCUUGCGAUAAUCGUUUUAGCCUUAUUUCUUUUGAUACCAUUUUACUGGAAGAGUAGUUAAUGUGUAAAAGUGUUUAGUUUGAGUUAUUUAAUCUAAAGAAUUUAUAUUGCUAUUUUUUUUCAGCUGGUCAGAUGCCUUUGAGAAAUUAUUUUAAAAUUUAAAUAUAAUUAUGUAAUGUAUGUUAACAUGAAGUAUUAAGAAUAAUGUGGGAAAUGCAGCUAUUUAAUGCAGAGGACAAAUGAAUAGGUGGCCCAAGGUCUGGAAAAACUGGAACCUUUUCUGGAAGUCUCUUAUUGCAAAGAAAGGAUACUAAGUAAUACAGAUUUUUUUUUGCAGUUUUUGGCCGGAGUGAACCCGCCACCUCCGGUAUAUGGGACCGGCGCCCUACUCCUUUGAGCCACAGGCGCUACCCGAUACAGAAAAUUUUUUCACCAGAGGAAAAUAUCAACAAUUUUUAUAUAAGGGUGGCUGGCACUUUAACAUUUGGGAGAUUUUGGAGGUCUUGUUAUCUUGAGGGUCUCAUUUUUAUUGGCAUUUUGAAUACCUAUAACAUAAUGUAAUACCACAGUUCAACACCCUUACCUUUUUGGUAUUGAUAGCUUUAUAUGUAAACAAAGUUGUGGACAAAACAGCAGCAACAAAAGUUGUGAGAUCUUUUAACAUUUUGCUUGCCUGUUUGACUAAAUACAGGAUUUAAUUGUUUGUGCUGUUAACUAAGGGGAAAGUUUGUCCAUAUAUUGCAAGUUCUGUAUUCUUGCCACUAUGCAUUGGAUGAUAUUUUAACCUACAGGUGCCUGAAGUUAGUAUUUUACAACCUUAACAACUAAAACAUCCUGGUGCUAUUUACUUUAGCAUUGAGUGACAUUUUAAAUUCCUGUACCAAAGAGUUAUUUUUCUUUUUGGUUGGCUGAGAGUUUUCCUCUCACAUCUUUGUGUUUACAAAGUUGAAUCUAAUGUUACUAAGAACAUUUUGAUUAACAGAUCUUAGUUUUGUAUGCUGUUGCCUCAAUUUAAUGGGCUUUACAUGUCUCUCAUUUGGAGUUUUUUUUAGCUAGGCAGGUUGGUAUGAAUUUUCAGUUUACAUUUUAAUAAUACUUGGCUACUUUUAAAGGUAGUUUAAUUGGCCAUAGUUAUAAAAAUUAAUUGAAGCACUUUUGCUAAUUUUUGUGUUAUUCAUUUCUGCAACAAUGAUAAAAAAACAAGAAGUCUACCUUUAUUUCUAUAAAUUAACUAUAUACUUUUAAUGAAUAUUGAAACAUAAAGCUUAAAUGAAGGGUCAAGGGUCCAUUCUGAUUACCAAUCAAAAAUUUAGCCUGUGUGUAUAUGUGUAUGUGUUUGUACAAUAUACUCAUUAGCAGCUUUAAAGAAUGAUGCUGCUAUUUAUCUAUUUUGCAAAUAAAGAUAAAAUGAAAGAACUUUUUAAUUAUACACAAAUACAUAUAUAUACACCAUGUACACUUCCCCAAGAAGAAAUGCAUACAUAUCUUGAUUUGAGCCAAAUUACAAAGAGAAAAUCAAGUUUUACAAAGGAAAAAAAAUCUGGUGUUGUUACUCACUUUACACAAAAAGUCAGAAUAAGAUUAUUUUAAAAACUAAUGUGCAUUGUAGUCCAUUUUACAAAAAAGGGAGAAAAACGCCCUUUAAAUGGAACUUAAAACACUCUUGAAAUGUAAUUAUCCAAAUAUAGUACUGCUAUGUAUACUAUUCUGCUUCCUGCUUUUUUCCCCUCUGAGAUCUAAAACUACUUAGUCAAUGUCUUUAAAACUGCAGCUGAAAUGAUAAAUCAUUCAAGAAGGCAAGAAGGUUAACAGUGUUCAUGUACUGUAGACAAUCACAUCUGAAAACGUUUUGUAUUAUUUUCAAUCAGCUAAAAUCAUUCUUUUCUUGAAUGUAGAUACAAUAUAUGGUUUUGCAGUGAAUUCUGAACGGAAAAAAAGGAUCAAGUCUGAAACUUGUGUGAAAUGUCGGUUCAGAUCAUGUGGGUAUUUAGAAGUCCAGAUGAACAAAGCGGUGAAAACCAAAUUUGUUUGAAAGCAAAAUGGGAUAGGAUGAAGCAAUACCAUAUCUCUCACUUAUCUGUCAACAAUUAUUCCUUGCUCUGUGUCGCCAUUGUAUUGAUUCUGAGUAAUUUGGCUUGUUUAUGUAAGAUUUAAAUUAAUGUGGCUGAAUGCAAUAACUUUUUAAGUUACUGGAUGGUAUAGAAUUCAUCACUAUUUCCUGUCUCCCAGAGAUGAAUAUUAAAAAGAAAAAAUCCACUUUAGCAUAGGUAAGAAUAAAGCAAAUGAAUGAUGCAAAAGGAAAAAUUUCUGCCACAAUCAGAGGUAUUCAGACAAGUAAGUUGCAAGCCUAACAUCACAGGACAAAAAUUGGCUCUUGGGAAGCUAGAACACAUAUGGAUCAUGAACUUGCUUUAUGAGCCUGGAAUUAGUUUUCUUUUAAUUUGACUGGUAAGAUUAAUGCAUAGGAAAAAUUUGUGUUAUUUUGAGUCUCCUAAAAUGUUUUCAACCCCAAAUUCUGUCUGGCAUUAUAUCUCUAAAAUCAUAAAGACUUUUGUUUUAAUAAUAGUAUGUUCCCAGUGCCAUAGGAAGAUCCUGUUUUUAAAUUUGUCAGGCGUUUUUUUUUUUUUUUUUAUUCAGCGCAUGUUAUGUGUAAAUCUGAGUGCUGUUUUCUGGCAUUGUCUAUUAUUUUACUUUGUUCGCCUAAGAGAAUGUAAAGAAAAAUCUUCACUGACAUUUCUAGAGCUAAUGAUAAUAAGGACAAUGUAGUAGAGAGAAGACUAGCUUGAGAAGAGGAGUAAAAUGAGUGAAAAUGACAGGUGGGAACCAUGUAGCUGAGGUAAACUUGUUUAAAUGAAAAAUCUACACUGGUUCUUAACAUGAAAAACCAUGUAUCUACCUUAAGAAUGAUGAUCUUAUUGUUUUUAAUUUAUUUUAGUGAUUUAGAUUUAUUUGUGUAAUAUUUCUAUUUUCUUUGCAGGUUGUUUUUAAUUUAAAUUGUGGAUUUUUACUUCUCUUAAAAUGUAUUAUGUACUGUAUUUUUAGAAAUCUUAUUUUUAAAUAAAUAUUUUUUGAAAAC
Nycticebus coucang (slow loris) is the source of this 9359-nucleotide messenger RNA. It is a transcript of the gene ZDHHC21, whose product is annotated as zinc finger DHHC-type palmitoyltransferase 21. Gene Ontology annotation, cellular component: endoplasmic reticulum; Golgi apparatus. The transcript has 9 exons. The record is from RefSeq and is a predicted model, not a curated record. The coding region runs from base 339 to 1136 and encodes 265 amino acids. Gene Ontology annotation, biological process: peptidyl-L-cysteine S-palmitoylation; protein targeting to membrane. Gene Ontology annotation, molecular function: protein-cysteine S-palmitoyltransferase activity. NCBI's taxonomy places the organism in Eukaryota, Metazoa, Chordata, Mammalia, Primates, Lorisidae.